GUGCACACCUCCUCUGAAGUGCAGAAGAUCUCAUGGGAGGAUGGUGGCUGGCGGGUGACGUGGUUUGACACAGAACAGCGCCAGCAAGUCUUCAAGUUCGUGAUCGUUGCAAGUGGCAUUUUCUCGGAGCCCAAUGUCACGCUGCCGGGACUGGAUACCUUCUCAGGCCAUGUGUCGCACAGUUCCUCCUAUCGCGAGCCUGUGCCGAUUCAAGGGCAGACACUGGUGGUGGGCGGUGCCUUCAGUGGAGCAGACGUGGCGGCUGAGAUUGGGGAGCACAACCAUGUUACUGUUGCAAUGGGGUCGGACCCCCUGUGGUUUCUGCCCAGGUACAUCAAAGGGAAGCCGGUGGACCUGCUUUUCUACUCUCGAAGUGCGCAUUUGUCCAGGUUGCUUUUCACCAACUUUGCCUUCUUCGCCGAGCCUGAGAUGGAGGGAAAGACAGACUCUUGGUCUCCUGAAGGGCUUGACUCCAUCGAGGACAUCGAGGCGGCGAUCGGGAAGAUGGAUGAAGAGCGUUCGGGAAGCACCGAGGUCCCUGAUGUCCCCCACCAGAAGCCUUCAGAGAUCACAAUGGACCAACAGCGCUCCUCCAGAUCCUCAAGGGUGGUCGCGGCCGCUGUAAGUCUAGGACAGAAGCUUGAGCAGCGCCAAGAGAUCGUGAGGAGCAGCCAGCAUGAAUGGUGGACCUACAAAUUUGCUCAAGUGACUGCAUGGGUUAUCCAGAUUCUGUUCUCCCUCGCCUCCCUACUUUUGCUAGUUCUAUGGAUUCGACAUGUUCAUCCUGAGGCCUAUGUCGUCACCUUUUUUGUGAUGGUGAUUGCAGCUUUGGCCUAUUUAGCCAAGGUGACAGGCAUGGGUGACGCUGUAAUCGGAGGCCGGAAGGUGCCAAUUAUCAGGUACAUUGAUUGGAUCGCCACUACUCCAUUGAUGCUCUUCGAGCUUUGCAUGAUUGGCGGAGCAGAGAAGCAUACCUUCUUCAUGGUAAUUGGCUGUGACCUGAUGAUGCUCGCAGGAGGCAUUGUGAGUGCCAUGAUCGUGCCGAAAAAAAAGGUGGGCCUGAAGUAUCUUUGGUUCGGGUCAUCGGUGCUCUUCUUCUGCCUCAUGAUCGCAGCAUUGCAGGUUGAUGUGGCCAAUGGUACAGUGAAAAAGCGACCCGCAGAUGUGCAACAGCUCUUCAGUCAGCUUGAGUGGCUGACCAUCAUCUCAUGGACUGGCUAUCCCAUCGUCGUGCUCUUGGGCCGUGCUCAUGCAGGUUUGAUCUCGAAAGGAACGGAAGAUGCCCUACUUUGCAUGCUGGAUUGUAUCUCCAAAAUUGGCAUGGAAGGCUUUGUGGUUGCAACUUGCUCAAUGGAAGGAGCUCAGUGCCAUGUCAAAGACAAAUAGUGGCACAAUUUGCGAAGCGAUCAAAACCAGAUCAGGUUGGGUCGUUUUUCCCUGUGUUUAUAUUACUGGCAGGGAUUGUUUCUUUUCUCAAGACCCAAAUGGAUCGAUUUUCUGAAGGCAGUUGUGGAACUUCUGCUGCACAAAGGCUCCUUUCUUUCAAUUUUCUUAAACAAGCUUUUUCUGCUGGACAGCAACGCUGCUAUCACAGCACAUCUGCACUUUGCAGCCGAAAGAGAAGGAGAUAUAUAAAUUAAGAGCUUCCUUGAACCGACUUAUAUGCCUCAUGCCUUUUUGAUGAAACUACAGGGGAGACCGUAUGAGACCGAGUGUGCAUCAGACUGCAUUGGCCAUUCAGGAAAUCCAAGGGCGCCACAGAGGACGAGAAGAAUGAAAGGCGACACAGUUUCUUUCGGUCGCUUUUGGGGGAGUUGCCUGAGCCAUUGGUGACUCCUCAGCAUGAGAAAGGGCACUUGCCUUUCGUUUGCAUCUCGGACGACUUUCUUGACGCAGUGAAGUCUGGCCGUGUCAAGGUUCGAGGCAGAGUGAAGGAGG
Molecule: messenger RNA, 1938 nt
Organism: Durusdinium trenchii
Lineage: Eukaryota; Dinophyceae; Suessiales; Symbiodiniaceae
Source: the annotation of a GenBank genome assembly